Messenger RNA from Zeugodacus cucurbitae (melon fly), 848 nucleotides. RefSeq lists its product as uncharacterized. The record is from RefSeq and is a predicted model, not a curated record. Bases 275 to 715 code for a protein of 146 amino acids. The transcript has 2 exons. NCBI's taxonomy places the organism in Eukaryota, Metazoa, Arthropoda, Insecta, Diptera, Tephritidae.
CUGUAGUGUCACACUCGAGCUGCACACCUCUCAAGUAGAAAUGAAAAUCAACAAUAGUAAAACAACAAAAUUCGAAAUUCAACAAAAAUUUGUUACAUUUUUAUUGCGAAAUCAAAUUUGUUGCCUGGGAGAGGGAGGGAAGACGCAAAUAACAUAGACUUGGUCGCUUAUCGGUGUGGUGGAUCCAUUCCGUAAGUAUCAAGAGAAGUGUUGUGAAACUAUCGUUGAGAGGGAACGCUCGAAAACAAUCCACGAAGUCCCGUUCUCAAAUGAUAUGGGCAACUUGUAUAGCAAAGUGUGGUCGAGCAAGAAAAAGAACUCCAAAUUGUAUAUGAAACCGCUGCCAAAUGAUGCCUCGGUAUUGAAUGCUGUCGAGGAUAUUCAAACUAUCACGCCUGAGCAAGUUGAACAGCAAUUCGAAGACGUUUGCUGCGCCUCACACAAGGUUCUGUAUAGCUUAACUUACAAUCCGUGCGGCCAAUUGUCCAUGCGCAUCAGACAAUGCUUGGACGAAAAUGUCCUGCAAAUGUCCAAGUGCUUCGCCGAGAUGGACGAGUACAGAAAGUGCGUGAGCGAUAUGAUGGCGCAGAAGCUGGCUGGUGUCGUUAUCGACAAACAAGACGGCGACAAAUUCAACGAAAGCGAUUUGGAUGUGGAGACCAAAAGCCGGCCAAGCGGACGAAAGCAGGAGAAUGACUCGAGUAGCUGCGCGUAAGCUGCUUAGACUAUUUGCUAUGUAUUAUACGUGCGUGAAUAUAAAUUUAUAUAUUUUUUGUCAUUUUCGCUUCGAAGCUGAAGUGAGGGCUGUUUCUGAAAUAAUAAAGCUCUGUAUAUAAAGGUAAUAUCAA